GCAGGGCCUGUGGGCUGGGGGCGGCCCUCAGGAAGGGCCUGGCCGUGGGGGCAGGACCCCCGGGGGAGGGGCUGUCCGUGUGGGGAGGGGCGGCCGGUGUGUGGGCCUUGCACCGGGGAGAGGUGUCGUCCCGUUUUGGGGCACCUCCUGGGUGCUGACCUGUGAGGCGUUGGGGAUGAGCAGCAGCUGCUGUGCCGGGGGAGCAGGGCUCAUCCUGGCUCGAGGGACAGAACACCCCCCCUAGAGGCCCCCAUCUGGUGACCUCUGAGGGGUUCUGGGCUUUGGGGCUUUGGCUCUUCUGCCUCCUGCUGGCUGUCAGCUGGAGAAGGUGGAGCUCUCUGCAGAGAUGCAGGGCGCUUGCUGUGGGCUUUUUUAAUGUGGGGUUUUUUUAAGCAGUAAAUGCAAGGCCCGGUUGCUCAGGGCUCAGCCGUCUCCCGUUGCACAGAGGUGUAAAUCUGCUUGAAGCUGUCCCGUGGGCAGAAUUCUGUUGUGGCUGCUCCGGCAACAGGGUUUUCCACAUUACCCUUUGGAAGCGUUUUCAAGCUCAGCCCAGCAGAGGUGUGAGAGGGCUUUGUGUUUUGGCUGCUGGUGGCCCAUGGGAGGAACUGUUUUUUGCUCCUCCUUUGGUGCAGGCCAUUGUGCCUUCUUCCUGCUGUGGGCAGGCUGCAGGAUGGAUGGAGGAGCCGUGGGACAAAGCCCCCUUGUCUCUGGGGGCUGGGGUCGUUCUCUGGCAUGGGCUGUAGCCAACACAAAACUCACUGCAGAUGUUUGGUGCUGCCACACGUUCCUGGUGGGUGUAUUAAGGAGGCUGUGCUGCUAAUGCAGCGAGCAAGGGCUGGUGCUCAUGAGAGUGGCCAGAGUGCAAAGUCUGUCCUUGUGUUUGGUGUGUGGGUGGGAGUUCAGACUGAAAGACAGAGUGAUGUGACAAGUGUGGGGUGUUUGGUGUGAGAUGGCACUUGCUGACCUCUGCUUCCUCCCCUCUAGCUGCCACAUCUUCCCCAUGUGUUUGGGACCCUCGUUGCAGCCUCUCCAGCUCCAUACUCAUAGAAUCAGGUCAUACGGAGGUUGGAAGCGUGUCCAGGGGGGCGAGGAGCUGUGAAUCCUGUGUUGCGGCUGCCUGAGCUGGAUGGCUUUCAUGCGCGAGUACAGUGCUUGGAUUGCCAGAGCUGUCACUUCAACAUCCUUCAGCAGCACUAAAGCAGCUUUGAAGAAAACCACUACCCAAGAACUUGUUGGGAAAAGCCAAGUCAGGAAGAAAAGAAAGGCUGAUGGCAGGAGAGUGUUAUGUGUAUACAGGGAGAACUAAAUCAGAAAAAGUUCAGCUGCUUGAAGGUCCAAGUUAAACAAGGGACAGGUGCUGGAGCCAUCAGCAGAGAGGAUGAGCGAGGGAACCUGUUGGCAGAGAGGGGCUGCUGCAGGAGGCAGAGCCGUUUCCUCCACGUCAGGCAUGAUGGACUUUUCUGCAUGUCCACGAAGUUCAACACGGCUCUAGUCAAAACCCCACAAGGCGGGGAGGUGGUUCGGACGCUGGAGAACUGCGAAAUGAAGGAAAAAGGCUACCGUGUCUCCCAGGAAAUUGAUGCGGGAAGGUGCUUGGGCAGCUGCUCCUCGGGGGAUCCCUGCUUGCUUAGGGAGUCCCAAAGCCGAAAGAAAUGUCUGGUUUGGGCAGAAGCUGCCUCCGGCCACUGCACCCCUCACCGGUACGACAUCCACACCUUCAGGAGCCGCCGGGAGCGCGCUCGCACCGUCGUUGCCAUCCGGCAGCGCAAGUGCAGGGGGUAGCGGGACAGGGGACCUGCAGGUGGGGCUCCUGCCAGACCCCCCCGCCAGACUGUCUGUAGUAUAUGUAAAUGAGAGAAGGCUAUUUUUUUAAUAAAAGCUGGUUUAACCAAUGCUUGUAUAAAUGAAUCCUCUACAAAACGUUUCGCUGCUUGUAAAAUUAACAUUGGAGCUCGGCUGUGCGGCUCCUCCUCGCUCGGCCCACGUGUCCUGGGAGGAUGCGGAGCAAGGAGGGAUGCGGCUGCCUGGCAUGGGAUGGGGCUUGCAUGGGCCCAGCUGCUCCCGUUUACAAAAUGGGAAGCAGGAGUGGGAGAGGAGAGGGAAACAGGCAUGUCGGGGCAGAGAUGUCGCCUCCUCCGGCAGCCCCAGUUAUCCUGCAGGACGUGCCGCUGCCACCGGUGAGCUGGGAAGAGGAAGGAAAGUGUCUGGAGGAUACGAAUAGUUUCCUCUAUCAAUUAACUCAGGCCGCUCGUUGCCUCCCUGCCUACUCUGGGUAAUUAACAGCCCUUUCACCCACCAAGCGUUGGGUUAGAAGACGUUAUAGACACCAGGUGGGCAAUAGCCUUCGGCGUGUCUCCUGCCGCGUUGGCCUGGGAGUGCUUUGGCCAGGGAGCGCCGCUCGGUCCCUGCCGGCAGACGGACGGUGCUGGCUCCGCUCCUGCACCUUCACCUCUGGGCGCCAAGCCUCUCGCAGAGCCCGUACCUGC
Chroicocephalus ridibundus (black-headed gull) is the source of this 2486-nucleotide messenger RNA. RefSeq lists its product as uncharacterized. The record is from RefSeq and is a predicted model, not a curated record. The transcript is spliced from 5 exons. NCBI's taxonomy places the organism in Eukaryota, Metazoa, Chordata, Aves, Charadriiformes, Laridae. Bases 1285 to 1782 code for a protein of 165 amino acids.